Rotaria sp. Silwood2 is the source of this 1095-nucleotide messenger RNA. Lineage: Eukaryota; Metazoa; Rotifera; Eurotatoria; Philodinida; Philodinidae. The record is from the annotation of a GenBank genome assembly.
AUGUCCCGUUCUGAGCACGAUCCACCUGAAGAUAGUUGUGGUGAUGAAGAUCAAAGAAAUAUUUUGGCAUCCGAUAAUGACAACCUUAACCAAUGCUUGUUACAACUCUUCCAAAAACACGAUGAAGAAGAUUUAAAAGCGAGUUUAUUGCCUGGUGAGUCACUGCGCCUACACUGCUCGAUUUCAUCUGCACAAGAUCAUCGUGCUACUUCGCCUAUGUAUGACCAUGAAGAUUCCUUGGAUAGUUCAGGUAACACUCCGCUGUUUAUAGAUAAAAUUGUUUAGGAAUGAACUUUCUUCCUGAAGGCACUACUGAUCUAGAAAAUAGUCUCAAUGCAAAUCCAUCAAUCAACCAUGGCGUUGACUUCAAAUCGAAAAAUACACCCUCAGAAAUAAGAACAAACUAUAAGCGGAACGAUGAAGAUUUAGAUACAUCGGCGGCUCAAGCAACUUCUCCCUCCAAAACCACACAUGUGGUAUGUUCCGAUCACCAAGAAGCCGUUUAUGCGAAUCGUAAGUGACCAUAGAAAAGCAUGACCAUCACUUUCACUUUCUUAAGGUCAACUCUCAAUGGAAAAUAAUUUUGGUGACAAUAGAAGUUCUCAAUUUAGAGGAGACAUGACGGUAAAUCGAUACGAGUAAAACCCGCUUUUAACUAAACUAUGUCUAUUUCUAAACAAUAGGCCCGGCAAGAUCAUUAUAGACAGGUAUCAUCUGUGAGAUCACCACAAACUCAACAAACAAUGCCAAGCCAAAGACGUGAUUUGCCACAACGGGCGAAUCUAUACAACCCGUUUAAUGACCUGAACGGAACUAGACGAUAUCGUUAGGUCGGAAACAAGUAGAACCAAAUUUAGUCAGAAGCUCAAAUCGAAGGAAUAAUUAAUCAAGAACGGCUGCGCGUUUUCUCUCAUAAUUUUAUAUCUGAAAACGCUCUUUGCUUCAAAUAAAUUUCGCGUGUCACGGAGAGAGGGCGGUAAAAGAUUUGGCUGUGGGUAUGGGGAUGGGUGUACGUGUGUAGGUCUGGAUGUGGCAAUGCGGGUGUGGGUGUGGGUGUGGGUGUGGGUGGGUGUGGGCGGGGGUGGGGGUGUGGGU